AUGGCUUUAUCCUACCGGGAUCCGCUCUCUGACACAGUGGGAAAACGCAUGAUAGUCUCAGCCCAGGAUCCAGAAUCUGUUAUUAGCCAGACCUGCGGGCAAAACUUCAGCAGCCAGUAUGGUCCAGACUACAUAAAAGAUCACUUGCCAAGAGUUCAUCAGCAUUCCACCUACAUAGGAGAAAAACGCCCAGCGUUAGAGAAGACUGGAGACCUCAGCUAUUUAUGCAGGCCUGCCCCAAACAGAAGCCUGCCGGCGAGAUACAAACAUGAGUACGCUGGUGGGAUUGGUUGGGGGAUACCAGAGUUCAGCUGCAUCAACAGAUCAAACCUGGAGAGCGGCCUUCAGUUGAAGCAUGGUGAAUUAAGUCUUUAUGCGGUUGACAAACUGACCCACCGUUAUCAAAACCCAUGGCAACCGAAGCCUUCUGUCCUGGACCAGCAAGGACAACACAGUCGUGGUUUUCUUGCCUGGACCAUAAGUGAUUUCGAACACAUCUCUCAGAGGCACUGCAGAACGGCCAUUCUUGUGAAGCAGAGUAAGCAGAGGGCCACCCUGUCCUCCAAGCUGCCCCGGCUGCCCAGGAAGGAGGAGAAGGUACGCGCGCUCGCAGCCUACGUCAUCCCUGGAAAAGCAACUCUGUAGACAAGAGAGCACCAUUUGCUUCCAACAGUUUCGUAGUUCCCUCCUACUGAU
Messenger RNA from Meriones unguiculatus (Mongolian gerbil), 696 nucleotides. RefSeq names its product sperm microtubule inner protein 2 (gene Spmip2). The record is from RefSeq and is a predicted model, not a curated record. The transcript has 5 exons. NCBI's taxonomy places the organism in Eukaryota, Metazoa, Chordata, Mammalia, Rodentia, Muridae. The coding region runs from base 1 to 645 and encodes 214 amino acids.